Messenger RNA from Phycodurus eques (leafy seadragon), 2743 nucleotides. Its product is annotated as tyrosine-protein phosphatase non-receptor type 22-like. NCBI's taxonomy places the organism in Eukaryota, Metazoa, Chordata, Actinopteri, Syngnathiformes, Syngnathidae. Gene Ontology annotation, cellular component: nucleus; cytoplasm. Gene Ontology annotation, molecular function: non-membrane spanning protein tyrosine phosphatase activity. The coding region runs from base 610 to 2418 and encodes 602 amino acids. Gene Ontology annotation, biological process: peptidyl-tyrosine dephosphorylation. The record is from RefSeq and is a predicted model, not a curated record. The transcript has 20 exons.
AGGGAGCAUAUACUGUACUGUAUAUUUCGCCACCGCCUACGCUUAAUGUUGAAUGUCUGUGUAGAGAGAGAGAGAGAGAGAGAGAGAGAGAGAGAGAGAGAGAGAGAGAGAGAGAGAGAGAGAGAGAUGAUAUGAACUGAAGAAGUGGUAACACUGAGACAAACCUUGUAAACGCUCAGUUUGCAAGAGUAGAUGUCAUGGUGAAACUGUUGGUAUUACAAUGACAAUGAACUGGUUUGUGUCUGUAUGAGAAUGUAACAGAACAUACAAAGAGUGGAAGCAGAAUAGAUAUCGAGUCAAAAGAAAACAUUGAUGAGCCGAAGCCAUGGCAACAGAGGCAGAAGAUGGCACUGCGCUGUCAUGCCACCACAUCCCUCGACCACUCCAGAGGAAAUGAGCUACACUUGCAUCACUUCCGUUUCAAACAAAUGCACUCCGGUGUUGAUGACAGAGAUGGGCAAAUGAAAGUUCAUUUACAGACCGGCUGGAAGUGAGAGAAGAGGCCGCCCAACAAGAAUGCCAGUGUUUUUGGAAAUCACCGCAAACAUGGUCCAGUGAUGUGAUAAACCUUUCAGAAGAGGUUGAGAAACCAGUCAAUUAAGUCCCGCCAUGACAAUACCUAUCCCAGUAAAGCAGCGGAAACUCAGGAAAACAUCAAGAAGAACAGAUAUAAGGACAUACUUCCAUGGGGUGACAGGUGCCAAGGCUUACAUUGCUACUCAGGGUCCAUUACAUCACACAGUGCUGGACUUCUUGAGGAUGGUGUGGGAGUAUGACAUAAAAGUUAUAGUAAUGGCCUGCCGAGAAUUUGAGAUGGGAAAGAAAAAGUGUGAGCGUUAUUGGCCACAUAAGGAAGAGAAGUCAUUUGUCUGUGGGCCCUUCAUCAUCUAUUGUGAUUGUGAAGAAGACAAAGGAGCCUAUCUGACAAGGACAUUAAGAUUGACAUGUGACAAUUGUCACCGAACGUUGAAACAGCUGCACUAUGUUAAGUGGCCAGACCAUGGCGUACCAAAUUUUAUUCCCUCCAUUUUGGACAUGCUGGAGGAGAUGCGUACCUAUCAGUCCCACGAUGACAUCCCGAUGUGCAUCCACUGCAGUGCUGGAUGUGGUAGAACAGGAGUCCUUUGUGUCAUCGAUUAUACUUGGAACCUUCUUAAGAAAGGGAUGAUCACUUCAGAUUUCAAUAUAUGUGACUUAGUUCAUAUCAUGAGAACCCAAAGGCCAUCUGUGGUUCAAACCAAGGAACAGUAUGAAUUAGUCUAUAGCAUCAUCAGGUUACUGUUUGAGAAAUACUUGCUUUCCAUGGAUGAACAGAGCUGCAAAAAUGAGGUAACAAUGGGAACGUCUACGAGGGAGCAAGAUGUUGUAAGUGAGGACACACAACUGGAGAGCAUCUGCGAUGAGGAAAUCAACAACAACUGGCAGAAAGAGACAAUGGUGCCUUCUGCUCCAGAGAAUAAUCACCAUGAUCAACCACACAUACUUCUUGGAGCCCCAACUACCCACCAGGACGGGCAUGGAACUUCACCUAAAGCGGUCCACACUGGACAAGAAGUGAUUGCAGUAGAGAACAUGCAGCACGGCAACAACUUUCCGAACCGUCAAGCGUCACCCAAUGCAGCAGCCGCCAUCUGUCUGAUGGUGGAGGACCCCUACUUUGACAAUGCAACACCUGCGAAAAAGCGAUGGGCCGUUGGUCCAAUCUUCAGUAAGCCCUCGUUGCCUCUGAAUGACCACACACCGAGGUCUCACUCUACUUUCGACACAGGAGCUCAUACUGAUGUAGACACACCUCCUCCUCUGCCCGAACGAACCCCUGAAUCCUAUCAACUAGCUGUCGACAUAGAACACUCCGAUUCCUCAGACAGGCUAACUGUCAUCAUUCCACCGAAUGCGAUUGCUGAGACUGUGCAGUGUGACCCGGGGGCUCCUGUUGCCAGUCAGCAAGAGGUCACACCAGUAGCAAAUCUAAACAGAAUUGGGACUUCCUCAGAGUGGUCAGGUACUUCAAAGCUGGUGGGCGACUCAUUAGAGCGAGAAACAAAGACAUGGGUGAGGAGUAAGAGUCUGAGAGCAAAAAUGACUUUCACAGAGCCACUGACUCCAGUGUGGCUGUCACCCACAUCUCCUGUUGCUGAGGGAGGAAGUGCACAAGUUGAAGGGUGUGACGUCAACCAAAUGGCCUCUGUCACUGAUGGUGGGACAACAAGAGACACAUCUGAAAAAAACAAUGAGAAGGGCCCAUCCGGUGAAAAGAGUCUGAAAUUUUUCAGAGAUAAGCAGAAAACAAAGUCAGCGACUCCACGUCUACUGCCGUCACCUCCAAAGGGAGUCGUAACCUCAUUGUUCCAAUUUGGAUUUAGGAAAAGGUUAGGAAAGCCAAAAGGACCGAGGAAUUAUCCACAAAACUGGUUCUAAAAUGAUGUUCCUCUCCCAAAAUGAUGUCCUUCAAUAGUGUUGAUGUGUGCUGUCGCUUUUGGUCUCUCAGAGCCUCCUGCGAGACGUUUGCUGAAGUUCACAUUUUCAUCGAAAAAGGAUCAGCACAUUUCCUGUUAAUAACUUGAUGUGAAUGUAUUGUUUAUGCCUCUCACCAGUGGAUUUUAUUUCUUUUUCUGGUCAGUGCUCCACCACCAGCAAUUCAUUCUCAGGGCCAGUUUUCUUUUCUUUCUUUUUUUUAAUUUAACUUUACUCCGAUUGCAUUUUGGAGAACCAAAUGUCUUCAAUAAAACUUUUGAAGUUUGGA